Messenger RNA from Penicillium cinerascens, 2556 nucleotides. RefSeq names its product Pumilio-family RNA binding repeat-containing protein. NCBI's taxonomy places the organism in Eukaryota, Fungi, Ascomycota, Eurotiomycetes, Eurotiales, Aspergillaceae. Gene Ontology annotation, biological process: post-transcriptional regulation of gene expression. Gene Ontology annotation, molecular function: mRNA 3'-UTR binding. Bases 1 to 2556 code for a protein of 851 amino acids. The transcript has 6 exons. The record is from RefSeq and is a predicted model, not a curated record. Gene Ontology annotation, cellular component: cytoplasm.
AUGCCAACUGUUGCCGGUCCGCCAAAACAUGCUCGCAUGGGCAGAGAGGGGAGAUUUAUCUCAAACGAUAGUGGUGAUGUAAGUUGUCUCUCCUUUGGACGCGGAUUUUCCGGUCACCUCUAUCCCAACAGCCACCACAGACCUUCCCAUCAUUUUCGGGCACCUCAACAUGAAGCUACGCAGAGCUCUUCUAGCUCGGACGCCAACCUCCCGUCAAGCAAGAAGCAGAAGCAGGAACAUGUGACAGUCGAACAUUUGAUUGAACCAGCCUCAGAAGUCGAGAAUAUACAGAGCAAGAUGUCUCCCGAGAUAAUUUUGAAGGUCCACCCAGAAUCUGGUCGUCCUUCCCAUCCUUCGCGGAUUGUAUCUACCAUCGGCCCAUUGCCAACCACCGACCUCCCCAAUGGAGAUUAUCCCUGUGCCCAGGAUAACAAGACAACGGAACUUCUUCGACUCAAGCAGGAGCUGCUUGCUGCAAACUCUAAAAUUGCAUUGCAGGAGCAAGAACUCGCCCAUACUCGUGUCAUUAAGCACACUCUGGAUCAGGCUUUGGGCCCUCCAUCCGAGGCAGACUUCGGCGGCCGUGAGAUCACUGAGCAGACCAUCACACAUCUACAGAGUGCCUUCAAUGCAUCGAAUCACAUAUUCGGUCAGUUUCAGGACGCAUGGAACAUGCAGGAGGACUCUCAGUCCGACAUUUCGGAUGCAUUGUCCGCUGGAGCCUACAACCGUGCUCGUGGGCUUUGGAAUCAACAUGAUCAACCUUCCUUUGGAAUGAAUACCAUCGAGUCCUCUUUUGAAAAGCCUUACGGUGGUUCCCCUCAGCCAUCUCACCCCAUAUGUCAGGAUCCUAGCCGGUUCUGGAGUGGCUCUACAGCGCAUCCUGCAUUUGCCGCACAUGCACCGCUGCAGUCCCAUCGGAUGCUUUCAGGACCCCAUGCCAGUCCGUAUGGCUUCUAUUCUCGACCUGCAGAUGACCAGACUCGACAUUUACAAGACCCCAAUGCUGAUCCUCGUCGUUCGGCCAUGCAAGCGAAUGGGGUUGGAGCUUUGUUGCCGUCUCAAAAUAACCCGUGGAAUGGGUUCAACUCAGGGUCUCCCACUGACCCAACUCACAAGUCCCCUUCUUUGCCGAUGGCCAGAUCUUCGAGUGUUUUCCCUCCAGUUGGGAUUUAUUCCAUCCCCCCGUUUCACACUCGGCCCGUUGCGACGGCCCUCUCUCCCACUGCCACGGAGUUUACGGCCACCAAAACGAAUGGAACUUCGUGGACGACUUCCUUGGCUGGUGGAAGCUCCGUUCAAACCUACAUGUCACCCCUUGAACCUCUCAAUUAUCGGCGUUUGCUCGACAAGAAUGUUUCAUGUGACUGGAAAUACAUUGUGGACAAGAUAGUUUGCAACAAUGAUCAACAGGCAUCUAUUUUCCUACAACAGAAGCUCAAAGUCGGUACGACUGAACAGAAAUACGAAAUUAUCGAAGCAAUUGUUAGCCAGGCGUAUCCUCUGAUGAUAAACCGAUUCGGCAACUUUCUCGUCCAGCGCUGUUUUGAGCAUGGAGGCCCUGACCAAGUCGUUGCUAUUGCGAAUGCAAUUAGAGGCCAUACCCUCAGUCUGAGUAUGGAUCCUUUUGGAUGUCAUGUUAUCCAAAAAGCUUUUGACUGCGUGCCUGAGGAACAUAAAGCUGUCAUGGUCCACGAGCUUCUUUGCAGAAUUCCGGAGACAGUGAUUCACCGAUAUGCAUGCCAUGUUUGGCAGAAACUGUUUGAGCUUCGAUGGAGCGGCGAGCCACCCAAGGUCAUGGCUAAGGUGAACGAGGCGUUGCGCGGAAUGUGGCAUGAGGUCGCCCAAGGCGAGACCGGAAGCCUGGUUGUUCAAAACAUCUUUGAAAAUUGCGUGGAAGAAGAAAAGCGGCCCGCCAUUGAAGAAGUUCUGGGGAGGGUGGACGUCCUUGCACAUGGCCAAUUCGGUAACUGGUGCAUUCAGCAUAUUUGUGAGCAUGGCGCCCCUCACGAUAAAGGCCGCGCGGUCGAGCAUGUUCUCCAUUUUGCCGUGGACUACAGUAUGGAUCAAUUUGCAUCUAAGAUCGUCGAAAAAUGCUUGAAAAUCGGAGGCUCGGAGUUCCUGGAUCGCUAUCUAUCUCGAGUUUGUACUGGUCGCGCUGAUCGACCUCGAAUGCCACUGAUUGACAUCGCAGGAGAUCAAUAUGGGAAUUAUCUGAUUCAAUGGAUUUUGAUGAACGCCGCUGCUCACCAGCGUGAGGUCGUGGCCAGUCAUAUUCGGUACCAGGCACCUACACUGUCUUUCGGAUGGAAUACCUUGGCUAAUGUUUAUGUGCAUAGGAAACAUAUGGUUUCUCUUCGUGGGUCUAAAUUUGGCUCCCGCGUCGCAAUGCUCUGUUGCAACCCGUCCCAUGCCACGCGCCCUGGACCAGGAACCGGCAUGUUAGUUGGUCGUUUCAAUCAUUUCAAUGAGGAAAGAUUCCCAUCAAGCGGACAGAACGGCGGUCGCGUCAACCGAGGAAAUCAAUGGGGCCCUGCUUACUCGCCGUUCCGUUGA